CAGCUAUAACUAUGCACCAAACAUGGAUAAGCACUGGAUCAUGCAGUACACGGGGCCCAUGCUGCCUAUCCACAUGGAGUUUACAAAUGUCUUGCAGCGCAAAAGACUUCAGACCCUGAUGUCAGUUGAUGACUCUAUGGAAAUAUUAUACCAAAUGCUUACAGAGAUGGGAGAACUGGAGAAUACCUACAUUAUUUACACUGCUGACCAUGGUUACCAUAUCGGGCAGUUCGGACUGGUCAAGGGGAAGUCAAUGCCGUAUGACUUUGAUAUUCGAGUUCCUUUCUUUAUUCGUGGUCCAAGUGUAGAGCCGGGAUCAGUAGUGCCUCAGAUAGUUCUCAAUAUUGAUCUCGCUCCAACAAUUCUGGACAUAGCAGGACUUGACACACCUCCAGAUAUGGAUGGCAAAUCUGUCCUAAAGCUUCUGGACUUGGAGAGGCCAGGAAACAGGUUUCGAACAAACAAGAAGACCAAAAUUUGGCGUGACACAUUUCUGGUGGAAAGAGGCAAAUUUCUACGCAAAAAGGAGGAACCCAACAAAAACACUCAGCAGUCUAAUCAACUACCAAAAUAUGAGAGAGUAAAAGAAUUAUGCCAACAAGCAAGAUACCAGACAGCCUGUGAACAACCAGGACAGAAGUGGCAGUGCACGGAGGAUGCUUCCGGCAAACUUCGAAUUCACAAGUGUAAAGUAUCUAGCGACAUACUUGCCAUCAGAAAAAGGACCCGCAGCAUACACUCCCGGGGAUACAGCGGUAAAGACAAAGACUGCAACUGUGGAGACACUGAUUACCGAAACAGCAGGACCCAAAGAAAAAAUCAAAGACAGUUCCUGAGAAACCCUAAUGCGCAAAAAUACAAACCCCGAUUUGUUCACACUCGCCAAACCCGGUCCUUGUCUGUGGAAUUUGAAGGUGAAAUAUAUGACAUAAAUCUGGAAGAGGAGGAACUGCAGGUGUUAAAGACCAAAAGUAUCACCAAGCGUCACAAUGCUGAAAAUGAAAAAGAAGCAGAGGAAACCGAUGGUGCUCUUGGUGACGCAAUGAUCGCUGAUGGCACUGAUGCUAUAGGUCAACCCAACUCCGUCAGAGUGACGCACAAAUGUUUUAUUCUUCCAAAUGACACUAUUCACUGUGAGAGGGAGCUGUACCAAUCCGCCAGAGCCUGGAAGGACCACAAGGCUUACAUUGAUAAGGAGAUCGAAGCUCUCCAAGACAAAAUUAAGAAUUUGAGAGAAGUUAGAGGACAUCUAAAAAGAAGAAAACCAGAUGAAUGUGACUGUAGUAAACAGAGCUAUUACAACAAAGAGAAAGGGGUAAAGGCCCAAGAGAAACUUAAGAGCCAUCUUCAUCCCUUCAAAGAAGCAGCACAGGAAGUGGAUGGCAAACUGCAGCUCUUCAAAGAGAACCGGAGAAGGAAGAAGGAAAGGAAGGGGAAAAAGCGCCAGAAGAAAGGAGACGAGUGUAGCCUUCCUGGACUGACAUGUUUUACCCACGACAACAACCAUUGGCAAACAGCACCAUUCUGGAACUUGGGCUCUUUCUGUGCUUGCACAAGCUCGAAUAACAACACUUACUGGUGUUUGCGAACAGUCAAUGACACCCACAAUUUUCUAUUUUGUGAGUUUGCGACUGGCUUCUUGGAAUAUUUUGAUAUGAACACUGAUCCCUAUCAGCUGACGAAUACAGUACAUACAGUGGAAAGAGGCAUUUUGAAUCAAUUACACAUACAGCUAAUGGAACUGCGAAGCUGUCAAGGCUAUAAGCAGUGCAAUCCGAGGCCAAAGGGACUUGAAACAGGAAAUAAAGAUGGAGGAAGCUAUGAUCCACACAGAGGACAGUUAUGGGAUGGAUGGGAAGGCUAACCUGCCCAAUUUCACUGGCGACAUCGACUGGCAAGGACUGGAAGACUUGUACAGUGUGAAUGAAAGUGUAUAUGAAUACAGAUACAACUAUAGACUUAGUCUGGCUGACUGGACUAAUUACUUGAAGGAUGUAGAUAGAAUGUUUGCACUGCUGAACAGUUACUACCAGCAAAAUAAAACAGACAAGGCUAACACUGCUCGAAGCAAUGGGGAAGGGGACGAAUCAUCCACGCCGUUUACCUUGGUGGAAAUGACUUCUGCUGAAGAAUCAAGCGGCCUGCCUGCAGAAGAGUUGCAGCUUAUUGUGCCAACGGACUUUGCAGCCCUCGCUUUGAGCACGGUGAAUUUAAGUCAGGAGAAGAAACUUGAAUUAAACAAUGAUAUUCCUGAGAAAAGUAGUUUGAAUGACGCACACUGGAGAAAUAAUCAUCAAGCUGAAAAAUGGAUGGAGGAUAAAGAAUCAGACCGUUUUGAUAUGGAUUUCAGUGGAAACGGUUUGAUAGAGUUGGAGGCCCGGCAUAGCUUCAUGCUAAAACCCAUCAGCAUUCCUCAAAAGGACACUCAACAGGAUAGUGACGCUGUGGAAGAUAUAUUUGAAGACCAAAUAUAUCUUCCCAUGAGAUCUGAUGAACCCCUCGUUCAUCAGGCUGUAAACGUAUCCAUUAAGGAUUCAGCUAUCGGUACCCAGAAAACAGGAACUUUCUUAAAAAAAACAGAGCAGAGUCUUGCAGGGGAAACUUCACAAAUCCUAAAUGUAGAAGGCAGUGCCUCAGCUCCACUCUCCUUGGAUUAGAUCAAGUUGUAAACCAUUAAAUAAGUUCUCCUUUUUCUUAUUAGCAAACUAAUAAAGGUAAUCAUGACAACUGACAUUUCAUGUUUAUUGUAGAUACGUUUUGCAGCUAAAUUGAGCCCAGUUCAGUAUUUGUCUGUGUGCAUUUGUUUUAUUCACACGCACAAAUUUUUACAGUAAUUCUCCCCACUGGGAAGCAAGAUUUCCAGUUUUUGAUGGAAAGAAUCAGUGUUAACUUUCAAAUGCAGUAGCACAUUCUCCGGAAGCUAAACGUUUUUUCUUUAAAGAGGGUGUUCAAGUUACUUUCUCUAUUUCCAAAUGAUCCCACCAUGAAUGAAUGUUUCAGUCCACCCAAUCUGUCUGCAUUAUGUCUUUUUCAUAAGUUAUUUUAACCACUGGAAAUUCCUAAUGUCACGCCUUUGAGUAAAAUGCACUUUUAAAAUCUGUAUGCCAUACCAUUUAUGAAUCUAAUACCUUACAUGUUCUUAGUUUGUCUCAUGUAAUUGUGAAACCAAUAAAUAGAUUGACAGGAAAGAGGUAAUCAGCAUGGAUUGUGGAAACAGACUCUGAAUAUUAUUUUAGCAAAAAUAUUGCAUGUUUUUGUUAUUUUAAGUAAAUUUACUCUCAGAAAGGUAUGGCUAAUGAUUGUUAACUGUAGGAGGAUUUGUUUAAAUUGGAUUGUUUCCCUAUAUGUUGAUAUUGUCAGUAUUAAAAAUCCAUGAGGUUUUUUGACUUUUUUUUUCCUGAUACUGGUAGAAAGGUUUACAUCAAUACAUAUAUGCUUUUGUCACCACAUCUGAUUUUUAUUAUCCCAAACAAUAUCUUGAAAACAUUAUUAGAAUUUUGAGAUUGAAAUUCUUUUUGUUUUGUUUUGAACAAACAUUAAAGGGAAUGAUAAAAUCAUGUUAGAUUUACAUUAUUCUAGAUACAAAUGGCAGAUGAGGUAAAAAAUAGUAGUUUAGAUAAUUUUUGUUGUUGUAUUCUAAAUUUUUUCUUGAACUUUACCAAACAUUAAAUUUUAUAAAGUAUAAUGCAAAAAUGACUUUAAAAAUCUGUAUUACUCGAAACUUAAUAUCUUCCCUUGCUUUUUAUAAAUUUCUAAAUGAUUAGCACAACAACAACAAAAGGGAAUUACCUCAAACAGAUGUAAUUCCGUAGUGUCCAAUUCACGGGUGUGUUUCCUAUCUGUUACAUGUUAUUUAGUGUAGUGAGUAUUUUUUGGCUAUUGCAAGCACUGCAGGUUAAACUUACAUUCAUUGCAUUUUAUUUUAAGUUGAAACUUUUUACAAAGGAGAUUCUUUUAGUAGGAUUUUAAUAAUUUUAAGAAACAGUCUUUUUGAUGGACUCUGUACAUAUGUUAAAAUUACUAGCUCUUUAUCUGAUGUAUGUGUCAUGGGCUGAUUGAUAGAAAAACGUAUUUAUGGUCAUGAAUGAUGCUAUUUGUACAUAGGUUUUAAGUUACUAGGAUACAGACUGUGUUUUUAAAUCUUGUAUAAUAUUUCUGUGAUACUUUUAUAGAACAAUUCUGGCUUCGGGAAAGUCUAGAAGCAAUAUUUCUUGAAAUAAAAAGUGUUUUACUUUACCUGC
This is a messenger RNA of Fulmarus glacialis (Northern fulmar), 4241 nucleotides long. It is a transcript of the gene SULF1, whose product is annotated as sulfatase 1. Gene Ontology annotation, molecular function: N-acetylglucosamine-6-sulfatase activity; glycosaminoglycan binding. Gene Ontology annotation, cellular component: cell surface; plasma membrane; endoplasmic reticulum. The transcript is spliced from 15 exons. NCBI's taxonomy places the organism in Eukaryota, Metazoa, Chordata, Aves, Procellariiformes, Procellariidae. The record is from RefSeq and is a predicted model, not a curated record. The coding region runs from base 23 to 1864 and encodes 613 amino acids.